Rhodotorula toruloides NP11 is the source of this 348-nucleotide messenger RNA. RefSeq lists its product as uncharacterized. NCBI's taxonomy places the organism in Eukaryota, Fungi, Basidiomycota, Microbotryomycetes, Sporidiobolales, Sporidiobolaceae. The record is from RefSeq and is a predicted model, not a curated record. The transcript is spliced from 2 exons. The coding region runs from base 1 to 348 and encodes 115 amino acids.
AUGCCCUCGGAUUUGCGCUCGACUGACACCGCGACGCGCUCGCCCGCCCCCGAGCGACCCUCUCCUCCUGCGUCCUCGACCAGCCGACCACUUCUCCGUACCUUCCUCGUGUGCUUCUUCGCUGCGUUGUACGCACUGGCUGCGAUUCGAUGGAGUCUGCCGCCGCACAGCUGGGUGGAAAAGUGGAUCGCAAGGCGGGUUUCGCAGGACCGGGCCGCAUGGACUCGACCUGGACUGAGAACGGUCGAAAGGUACUCUCCGCAACACAAGUACCGGCCCGCCGCUGCGCCUGUCAUUACGUCAGUCGGCAAGGACGGCAAGGUGUACCGCAAGGGAGAGUACUACUGA